Messenger RNA from Adineta steineri, 804 nucleotides. Lineage: Eukaryota; Metazoa; Rotifera; Eurotatoria; Adinetida; Adinetidae. The record is from the annotation of a GenBank genome assembly.
AUGGUUGUCGGAAAGAAUGGCGCAAAUCAACAAGAAGAAUCCGUAUAUAAUUUAAUUCCACGUACUCAAUAUCAAGCACCUAAACCAGCUCGUUACGACUCAAAAUUUAAAUCUACUGUUCGUGAUUCAUCACAGAAUCGUAAAUAUGAACAUCGAACAAUGGGUUAUGCUGAAGAACCAUUACCUGAUCCACAACAAUUUCUUAAAAAAAAUACAAGUGAUAAUAAAGCAGCAACAGCAGCCGCUAGUAUUCCAAAAGAUACAAUAUCAUAUAAAGAUCGUUUACCACGUAAAGCACCUGUUCCAAAUAUUCGUGAUGCACCAAAAAUGGGUGCAAGAACAGAAAAAAAUUUUGUUCAAACAAAUGCUCUUGAUGUUGUCAUGACAGUACCAAAAAAACCUGAAAGAAAUAUAGUUGAUGCUCGACAUGGAGAUAAAUAUCCAAUUGAUACAAGUGGUUUAACACCAAAAUACGUAUUUAAAAAAAAUUUUGGUGAAGUACCAGUUUAUAUAAAAAAUCGUCGAGCAGAUAUGGAUAAAGCUAAACAAGAAUAUGAAACAUAUGUUUCGGAUUAUUUUCGUCGAGGAGCUAUGCGUGAAAUGAAUGAUGAUGAACGACAAACAAUUAUUGAUGGUUUGAAAAAACAAUGGGAAGAUGUUCAUCAUGAAUUUCAAACACUUUCGGUUAUUAUUGAUACAAUUCCGAAACGACUACAUAAAGAACGUCUUGAACAUGAAAUGAAAUUACUUGAAAAAGAUAUUGAUUUACUUGAAAAACAUCAAGUUAUUUAUAUUGCAGAUUAA